CUAGUACUUCGUUUUUCUUAUUGCAAUCACACUCCUUCUCUUUAUAUAGUUUGUCGAAAUAUCUCAAUGGCUAGCGGCGGACAAGCUUUGAACGUGCCAGUUCUCCUUGCUGGCUACAAAUUUAGCCCUGAUAAUGAUGAUCUUAUUGUUUAUUAUUUGAAGAGAAAAAUUCUGGGCCAACAACUUCCUGCUGAUGUUAUUACCACCACUGAUGUAUAUGCAUCAAGCCCUGAUAAACUCCCCUUGGAUGAUUUUAAGGGCGGGGUGCCCAACGAGUGGUUUUUCUUUUCAACUAGAAGCAAGGAUGAUAACAUUAUUGCACUAGAUGGUGGCUACUAUGCAAUCGAUCCCGAAGGUGCUGGCCCGAUCACAUGGGAGGGAAAAGUUGUUGGUUAUGUAAAGACUCUGAAUUUCUAUCAAGGAAGCUCACCUAAUGGAACUGAAACUGAAUGGAUGGUAGAGGAGUUCAGAGUCAAUCCUGAGUUUGUUCCAAUUAACAACAACGACCGUAGCACUCGAGAAAAGAUAGAAAACCUUGUUGCAUGCAAAAUUUCUCGAGUGCAACCUGAACCUGAAUGGUAGGAGCAAGUCAAUUAAGAAGUGGAUAGAAAGAAGCACAAGAGAGGAAAAAUUGAAAUCCCAGCAAGCUUGUUAAAGGAAUGAGC
Populus trichocarpa (black cottonwood) is the source of this 665-nucleotide messenger RNA. RefSeq names its product NAC domain-containing protein 86-like. Gene Ontology annotation, molecular function: DNA binding. Gene Ontology annotation, biological process: system development; regulation of DNA-templated transcription. The transcript has 3 exons. NCBI's taxonomy places the organism in Eukaryota, Viridiplantae, Streptophyta, Magnoliopsida, Malpighiales, Salicaceae. The record is from RefSeq and is a predicted model, not a curated record. Bases 67 to 582 code for a protein of 171 amino acids.